GGGAAGCCAACAGUUAGUGAACACCUCUAGGGCUUUUCCUUCUGCUGCUGCAACUCCCUACGCUGCUGCACCGUCGUAGCUGCCGCCCAGCCAGAUGAUUGGGGUCCUGCUCCUCCUUCUUCCCUUUCUCCUGUACAUCGCUGCACCCCGAAUCAGGAAAAUGCUAUCCAGUGGGGUGUGUACAUCCACCAUCCAGCUUCCUGGGAAGGUAGCUGUGGUCACUGGUGCCAACACAGGCAUCGGGAAAGAGACAGCCAGAGAGCUGGCUCAAAGAGGAGCCCGCGUAUAUAUAGCUUGCCGGGAUGUCCAAAAGGGGGAAUUGGUGGCCAGAGAGAUCCAGACCAUGACAGGGAACCAACAGGUGCUGGUGCGGAAACUGGACUUGGCUGAUACUAACUCUAUUCGAGCCUUUGCUAAGGACUUCUUAGCAGAAGAAAAGCAUCUCCACAUUUUGAUCAACAACGCAGGAGUGAUGAUGUGUCCCUACUCUAAGACAGCAGACGGCUUUGAGAUGCACAUAGGAGUCAACCACUUGGGUCACUUCCUCCUGACCCAUCUGCUGCUGGAGAAGCUGAAGGAGUCAGCCCCAUCGAGGGUAGUGAAUGUGUCUUCCUUAGCACAUCACCUGGGAAGGAUUAAUUUCCAUAACCUCCAGGGCCAGAAAUUCUACAGUGCAGGUCUGGCCUACUGUCAUAGCAAGUUAGCCAACAUUCUCUUCACCCAGGAACUAGCCCGGAGGCUAAAAGGCUCUGGCGUUACGACAUAUUCUGUACACCCCGGCACAGUCAAAUCCGAAUUGGUGCGGCACUCCUGUUUCAUGAGAUGGAUGUGGCGGCUUUUCUCCUUCUUCAUCAAGACCCCUCAGCAGGGAGCCCAGACCAGCCUGUACUGUGCCUUAACAGAAGGGCUUGAGAGUCUAAGUGGGAAUCACUUCAGUGACUGCCAUGUGACAUGGGUCUCUGCCCAAGCUCGUAAUGAGACGAUAGCAAGGCGGCUAUGGGAUGUCAGCUGUGACCUGCUUGGCAUCCCUGUGGAUUGACAGGUGGUGGCAUUUGGACGACUCAGUACUCCCCGCCAAAAUGAUUCUCCUUCAGGAUGGACAAAAUCUUGAGCACAAAGAGAACAACCUUCCAGCCUUACCAGCUUGAUGUCCAGUAAAAGCCAGGGUGCACUGCCAGAUUCAUUGAAACACCUUGCACAAAGUCCAGAUACACUUUGGUCCUGUUAUUGCCAGAGUUACUAGAGAUAUCAUAGGAUAAGCAGACCUUCAUAUGACCUGCAAACUCGUAUUUUCCUUCUGAAACCUACUACCUAGGAGAACCGAAGCUAUAGCAGGGUUGAUUUGAGGCAGUCUGGACUAGUUUCUGCCCUUUUUGUUCACAUUGAAGUUCCUUUCAACCAACCAACCUUCACUUGAAGAGGGCCACGACACAGCCACAGCUGAACUCCAGGAGUUACAGUGGCUUGGCUCAAGAGUAGGGCUUGUCCCUCACCACUAAGAAAACCAUCAUGGCGCCAACAUCUGGAUUCUUUCAGGAAAUUUAACUGAUUCUGGACUGUGGCACAGCUUUCUCAACCUAAAGCCACUGCUAAGACAUUUUCCCAUGCCUUUUCUAAGCAGUUUGUGGAGUUUGUAGGAUGGCAGAAAUUUGGGGGAAGGGAGAAAUAAAAAUCAAAUUUAAACCAUCA
Molecule: messenger RNA, 1689 nt
Organism: Hipposideros armiger (great roundleaf bat)
Lineage: Eukaryota; Metazoa; Chordata; Mammalia; Chiroptera; Hipposideridae
Gene: RDH11
Product: retinol dehydrogenase 11
Exons: 7
Coding region: 95-1039 (314 amino acids)
Source: RefSeq, a predicted model, not a curated record